AGACGCUAUUUUGGUGUUCACGUGCCCACAUCAUACAACACCGAUGGUGGAGCUGCUCCUCUGUUGUUUGCUUUCCACGGCCGCAGCGAAACACCAGCAAACAUUGAAGGAUACUCCGACCUCUCCAACGGAAUCUUCAAUCCGUAUGGGAUAGUUGUGUAUCCAUUAGGUAUAGUAGCCAAUGUUUCAGACUAUCCACAGUGGGCAGGAGACCCAGACACGGUCAACCGUGUGCCGUACGUGGACGACCAGACGUUUGUACAGGAUCUUAUAGUUCACAUGACAUCAAAUUAUUGCAUCGACACGAGUCGUAUCCUUGCUACAGGCUUCUCUAACGGCGGUGGUUUCACUGAUAUACUGGCCUGCAACUCUACCCUAUCGAAUCAAUUCUCGGCUUUCGCGGUAAACGCUGGCGCUUUCUAUACUAAUUCUAUAUGCUCUCCAGGCAGAACAAACUUACCCAUCCUCGAAUUCCACGGCGAUGCUGAUGGCACAAUCUUGUACACCGGAGGGCCACGCCGUGGUUAUUGCCUGCCUAGCAUCCCUCAUUGGGCUUCCGACUGGUCCGCCCGAAAUGGGUACUCCGAUGCUUACGUCUCAACACCUCUAGCGAAUGGACAGGUUAUCAAAUACGAGUACGGAACGGGAGAAAAUCAAGGAAUCGUUACCCACUACAAAAUCGCAGGCUGGAAACAUGCUUGGGUUCGAGAGUCUUCUGGU
Aureobasidium subglaciale EXF-2481 is the source of this 720-nucleotide messenger RNA. RefSeq lists its product as uncharacterized. The transcript is spliced from 2 exons. NCBI's taxonomy places the organism in Eukaryota, Fungi, Ascomycota, Dothideomycetes, Dothideales, Saccotheciaceae. The annotation marks the transcript as partial. The record is from RefSeq and is a predicted model, not a curated record. Gene Ontology annotation, molecular function: feruloyl esterase activity.